This is a messenger RNA of Eremomyces bilateralis CBS 781.70, 1723 nucleotides long. RefSeq lists its product as uncharacterized. The transcript has a single exon. The record is from RefSeq and is a predicted model, not a curated record. Lineage: Eukaryota; Fungi; Ascomycota; Dothideomycetes; Eremomycetales; Eremomycetaceae. The coding region runs from base 94 to 1611 and encodes 505 amino acids.
UUCAUCGCUAACCGUUGGCAUAUCAGGCACCCCCAACUCAUCCAUCGUUUAUCAUAACCCUAUUCUCUCGCUAAAGAUCAAUUAAUAUCCAGCAUGCCCAACCGAAGCCAACCGUCCCACGCAGGCUACAGGUAUCAUCAGUCGACCGCCCUCAAUAUCCACGCGAGCGAUUGCCUUGACUGCCGCGUCAAGUUCUGGCAACUCGAAUGCGCCCAACAAGAAGAAAAGGCCGAGAAAGGAAGCGCGAAAGCCAAGAUCGUUCGAUGGUUGCAGCGGGUUGAAGACAAUGCCAAUCCUCAAAAAGCAUGGGACGCUUUCGGGAGAUGGGAAACCCCUCUCUUGACAGCACCGGAUUCACCAUCUCUUUCUGUCAUUCUGAAGAGACGCCAUUCCAAGCUAUCUAAAGGUAGACCGGGCUCGCACCAAGAUGAGCUAUUGAUAUUUCCAAGGUUACGAAGCGACAGGAACUCGCUGCGAUCGAAGCCCUCAGAUGGUAGCAUCGGCACUACAGGCGGGUCAACACAGCCAGGCUCGACAUAUCGGGCCUCAUCGUCAGCAACAUCGUCUGAAGCGCAAGAGAAAUAUGGGGAGCCGCCUCAAAUGCGACAUCGUUCAGUCCGCGCCCUACAAGCCGCUCCCAGCGACCCGACAGAGUCACCGGAUUCAGAACUGAUGCUUCGCACUCCGGAAGACCACCAUCAUUGGCGAAGUCUCAGAGCGGUCGACUGUAGCUCCAGCAACAGUGUGAGAUACAGCAAUCGCAAGCGGAGGCCGAUGGAGAGAGACGGCGACGCAACGGGUACCACCAAGCCGGGUCGAUUCGUCAUGUCGCAGAUCAAGUGGGCUCUUAUCAACCUGAGAGUCUGUCAAACGACGGAUCUCACGAUGUCCUUGCCCGAAGUUUCAAGAAAACGAGCACAGUACGCCAUGUGUUGGAAUCCUUUGAUAGGUGACAUUCGCAUCAAGAAGAACAGGUCAGGCCCGCCUCACCCCCGAAGGAUACCACACCUCACCAUAGGACUGCCGUUUAUGAAAUGGAUCGAAGAGAGCGACAUCCAAUGGGACAAGCACCCGGAGCCUUGCGACUUAGAGACCGCGAUGAUGAAGCUACUUGAGAUGGAGACCAAGCCAUCCUACGAGCCAGAAAUCAUCGACAGUUUCUACACCCACUGGAUCCGCACCGAGGACAUCGCGGCAGCGACCCGUGACGCGGCCGGGAGCUACUUGCAUGAACGAUGCGUCCAGCAGGAGCAGCUCUGGCCCCACGAUCUCUUCAUCCCGACUGCGAUCUAUUUCCUCGCGCGGUACGUUCCGCAAGUCCAGCUGGAGGUGCAGUUCCAGGACGCCGUGGUGGCGAUGUUGGAUGAUCUGCCACGGUUCGUCGGUCGGAUCGCGCUGCCUUGGGCGUGGCAUCGCGCCCGACUACCGAAGGACGAGCAUUGGAGGAAGGAUAUCCGGUACUUUUUGCGCAUCUUCAAUGUGCUCUUCCGAGGCCAUGAUACCAGCUUUCAGACAUAUUUGAAUAAGGUGCUGGCAAAGGGGGCGUUGCGUGGACGGAGGGUUGGUUCCAGGCAGCGGCGACGGAACCGCUUUAGUAUCAGAAGUUUGUAACUUUAACAUUCCUUUGGGUAUAUGCAUGUAUGGCCUUUAUUCAUUUGGGUAUCUUGUUCAUGUCUUCAUCAAGCUCGGACAACCCGAUCCGGUUAGAACAAGCCUUCGUCAA